Messenger RNA from Homarus americanus (American lobster), 13028 nucleotides. Its product is annotated as teneurin-m-like. The record is from RefSeq and is a predicted model, not a curated record. NCBI's taxonomy places the organism in Eukaryota, Metazoa, Arthropoda, Malacostraca, Decapoda, Nephropidae. The coding region runs from base 35 to 12628 and encodes 4197 amino acids. Gene Ontology annotation, biological process: motor neuron axon guidance. The transcript has 24 exons.
CACAGGGGCUCCUUCUGUCAGUCCUUUGUCGAGCAUGGCUGUUGGUGUAGCGCGUGGCGGCGUCCUGUCCGACCCUGCACGACCCACUGGCAUGGACCCCCCGCACCUCCCUCCUCUCAUACCACUUCACUUCUCUAUGGACCUGCGGCGGAGGCGGCGGCGGAGUAUCUACCGCUCCCCGCCCCCGCCUCCCUCACCGCAGCACGUCCAGCACCUCCUCCCUGUUUUGACCGCUAAAUCCCAUUUGUCUUCUCACCAGACUAUUGGUGACUUGCAUGUUUACUCUUGGUCUGUAAUGGAUGUUUCACAGGCACCUUCAGCACCCGGCGUUGGACCUGCCGCAACAGUCGACCCCCAGAACAGCAGGAUGCCCCCGUCACCGCCCUCAGUAUACCUCGGUGUCAGGAGGCCCUUUUCAGCCCCCAGCAGCAGGCCUCAAGAGUCGGGGUCCACAGGCAAUAAAUUAAGCACAUUAGAUAGCAGAAGCCCCGGUAUUGAUCUAGGGGCGGCCGAGGAGCGGCAGCCACAGCUCGCCACCCUCUCCACGCUUCACGAAAAACUCAUAUCAUUAAAUCAUGUGAAUGGCGUUGGAGAUAACACCCAGGAAGACCCGGGAACAUUUGUGGCGCAGGACCUGGCCAUCACCCGCCGUGUGAGGUCAGCCCCCGACCUUCACCACGGAUCUCUCGCACCCUCACCCACUCUCUCCCCACGCAGAAAGUCUUUAGUGAAUCUCUCUUAUAACUCGGUUUUACCGUCGUCGGGAUAUAAUUCUUCCUUACCCACUCCUGCGUCAGGAAACACACCGCCGGGAGCUGGUGGAGACCAGCUGCCAGACGUCCCUACACAGUCGCCGUCAGGAGGCGGUACACAAGUGGGCUCGGGGGCCUCCUCAGUGGUACUCAUGAAUAAUCCAGGAACAUUAGGCACAGCAGCAGCACACGGCCACAACCCGCAGUCGACAGCUGUAACUGGAGCUCCCCAUUAUGUUAUUACCGCACGGGGAGUUGUACCCACCAGUGCCGCACCCGCAUCAGCUGCCGCGCCAGGACACGGCUCCCACACCCCACAUCUCACUGACGGAGAAAGUGUAAUCUUAGCAGAGAGACGGAGCAGCGUGUUGGUAAGCCGCGCGGGGGCCGUCUCACCUGAUCACAUGACCACACCUACAUCAGGAGCACUUGAGGAGACCUCGCCCCAGGAGAACGUAUUGUAUGACAAUGAAUACCAAGUGACUCCAGAGACAGUAGCGACUCCUCUCGUACUCCCGUCAUUCCAGGAAGCUACACUGGGCUUCGCCCGCCACGGGACAGGCCACGCCCAGCCUACUGACGAACUUGAGGACCCCCCUGCUACAGACACGAAAGACUUGGUCACCAGGGAGUUGAGGGGAAAUCCCCCACACAGUGAUGUAGACGUGGGAAGAGAGAUGUCGGUGAACACACAGGGGUUGACACACUCGGGUAGUGCUCCUGCUACACCCAACACCGAUGAGGCUCUUACCGCCGAGGCUCCAGCUGACAGGAUCCCCACCUCACCAGCUGCACAACAGGCGGCGUUCCCACACAACUCUCAGAUUUUCUCACUAGUGGAUCACAUCAGCUCUGAUUCUGCGUCAGUAAUCGCUCAAGCGUCCUCCUACGUUGAAGCGGGUGCACGUGUCCCUGAAGAUGGAGUUGCCAUUGAUCAAGCUGGUACGGGUGUUCUCCAGUUGACUACACCUGUUGAUCUGCCUACGCCAAGCACAGUUCUCACACCUGUUGGAACUCCGAUAAUGACUGACGCAUCGACUGUACUUGUUGAUUCCGUCCCGACCACUGACCUUCACACUCAUCUGUUCCCGUCCUUUAAUUCCUCUGCUACCAGGUCUGCUUUCACGUCCAAAGGUCAAAAUGACACUAAGGACGUCGCCCACUCAGCUGUUCAUCCCUCCUUAAUAGCAGCAACAACAUCGGCAGCAGUAGGAGUAGAAACAGCUACACAAAAGCAGAGCAUAACAGCCCCAGCCGCCGUCCCUGUAAAGCCCCUCUCAGAUGGGCCCAUAAAGCCUGGUCGUUUGGAAGCUAAUAAUACAAACCUCGCGGCCUCUCGCGGGGGUUCUCGCGCUAAUCACAAUGAAGACAAUAUAAUGCCAAACCCGCAAGUUGUGCCAACUAUUAGCCAUAAAGUCGACCUAGAGCCGGGGAAAGGCCAUGCUAGAGAUCUCGAAGGACAAACAGGGGACCAAGCAACGCUCAGAGGAAAGGAAGGAAAAGCUGUAGGAGGACAGGGAGGCAAUAAGAGAGAGAAUGGAAUUCAAGAGGAAAAAAAUCUCCCAAGACAACCAGAAAACCACAGUGAGCCACAAGAGGGUCCUGGAAAACAAUUAGAUAACAAAAAACCUCUUGAAGACCCCACAGAUCCCAGAGGUUACGAGUCACUGGAACACCAAGGACAGCGAGACAGUCCCGGUGUUUCGUAUCAGAUGCCAGAAGAGAAUGAGAGAGAUCACAGCCACGAACAAUUUUCUCCCCAUAAAGAAAGUAUCUAUGGGGAAUGGAAGAACCUCCAGAGACGACGCGACGACGAAGACGCUGAGGUGGAUCUCCCUCCAGAAGGUCACCACCAAGGGCCAGAGUUUUCUGCCUUGAGGGUUGUCCAGAGUGACGAGGCCGACACUGAAAUUAGACCCGAUAGAGACACCUUGAGCGCGCCCUCGCUCCAAAUGUCCCAAGAUGGCGGAAUACAAGGUACUGAACCCAAGCCGGAAGACAUUGUGUUGCAGGAGGGAGAUUAUCAACGGCAGAUGAAAAGUUUAGAGUUGCAGGAACGAGAAGAUGGGGACCUGGGGGAGCACAGUGAGCUACAGCAACAAGGAAGUCAUCAGAAUCAUGAAGCACGGCAAGUCAGUGAGGUAAGUGACCAAGAUAUUGAAGCACAAGAGGGUGACCAGAGUAGCCAGCCUGUUAUUGAUCACAACCAAGAUAUUGUUGCUACACAUGAUCGCCCCAACCUCGUAUCUGACCAUAUAUCUCCCACCCACACCAUCUCUCAGCACCUCCUCACUACAUCCCCUCACGCCCACACGCCCUCCGACACCCCUGCUACUGCGUCAGUCGUUACCUCCGCCCACUUACUCCCUCAAGAGGAAAGGCGGCGUGAAAGCACACAGGAAACUCGUGAGGGAUUACUCGGAGAGGAGGGUCAAAUCUCCAUGAUUUCCACCUCGCGAGGGGAAUAUAAUGUCAGGGAUGAAGAAGAGAAGAGGGAAGACCCGCCAACGCAAGGAUCUGAGACCUCUACAGACGUUCAUAGUCCCGAGGAAGACGCUGUAGCCAAGGCUCAUCACGGGGAAGACGCUACUGGUGGUACUCCCGCCAGAGAGACUUUAUCACUGCGAAAUGAUGACAAUGAGGACUCACAGCCCUAUCAGAGCGCUUCACUUUCCUCAUCAUCAAGACGUAGUGAGAUAAAUAUUGAUUAUGAAAUGCCGUCACUCGAUGUCCCGCGUCCCCCUGAUGGUCACAACCAACAGUCGCCCGGUAAUGCUCCUAGAUCCGAGAUCCUUCCAGGAAUUUCCAGGGUGAUGACACCUGACAAUCAGAAAAGACUAACAGACCAACUAGUCCCCUCCUCGGGACCAGCCCCAGCGUCCUCAUACAUCCAGGAGUGGGAGGAGAGUGAAGUGGGAAGCGACAGUGAAGGCUCCUUGAACAACGAGAGUGAAGGUAUAGUUGAAUUGACACCGUUCUCUGAUAUCGACACUCCUCCAGACGCCCAUGUGAGUAAUAGAAAUUCUUACGUAGAUGUUAGUGGCUCUCUAGCUCUUCCCGUCAUCGGAAAUAUGUCACUGCAAAAGACACCGGCUGCUGUGAUGGAGCAACAGGCCGAUGUUGGAAUCACCAGCAGUGAUGGAAUUGGAAUCAACGACGUAACGGCUAAAGAUCAAAGAGACAAAACAAGAAACGGUAUCUCUCUUUCCAGGAGCAACCAAACUGGAGAAAUUGCCGCCAAGGGUCUCUCGGCCCCCACGACACACACCACCCACAAUGUUAUUCUGCCAGAGGAGUAUAAACGCCAGAAAAGUAUCGAAUCUUUGGGAAAGCAAUCAGCUCCCGGGUCUCUAGAAGCAUCCGCCAGACCGAGUUACAGUGAGCGUAAGGAAUCUAGUAUCGAUACCAGGGGAUCUGAAGCCAACCAAGGACACUCUUUCCUUUCAAGAAGCAAUCAAGUGGUCGGUGAUCCCAAUCAGGAGUCCGUCCACGCUCAGGUCAGCUCACGGGAUCCUGUUGAGGAAAAUAGAGAAGAUCAGAACCCGUCUCUAUCGAUCUGGAGCGAUGGCACUGUGGACGUGGACGGUAAUAUGAUGAGUUCUGAUGAGGACAAUUACGAUAGUAAUUAUUCUCACGACCUCAUUGGGAUCCCCGAUUACGAAUCCUCAUACGAGGAUGAGGAUAACGAAGAAAGGAACAAUAGUGACGACGGAGUAGAAAAAGAGGAUAAUUUCAGGCACGAGGGUAUUGAAGAGGACGAGAGGGAUCUCGAGAGGAUUCCAGGAGGCUCACUGGAUCGCGCUCUGGAAGGUUCAUUACUGGACGAGGAGAGUGACGGCAAACCCUCCGGGCGGCCCCACACCACCCGUCUCCUCACCACUUCUACACCACACUUGUCUUUGCCUACACAAGCUGAUCACCGUUCACCUGACUGGAUUUCUCCUGAAGAAAAUGACGACCAAAACAACACUGACGAAGGAGACGACGCUACACAUGGAUCUUGGGUAGCAGCUGGAGGUGGUCUUAACAGUUCCCCCGACGGCAUCAUUUCACAUACAAGCAGUAGUAGCAGCAGCGGCAGUAGUAGUUUCUAUGGCAACAGCAACACCACUCCACAUGACAGCAGCAGCGCCUGGUCGGCUGGAUCACAUCACAGUGUUAUGCCCCAUCGCGAACCAUGGCAAUCCCAGGAUUCCCCAUGCAAAUGUUCGUGUCAGUGCGAUGGAGGUGAGAAUCCUCUAAUAAUGCCAGGGCGUGUCGCGGCAAAUCUCAAUUCUGAGGCUGGUGUUGGUGGCCCGGGCCAUGUGGACCCGGCCCCGCCCCCGGGACACCGCCACCGCCACCACCACGGUGAACCAAGGGGUACCUCUCACUCGCACCACAACAUAACACCCCUCUCCUCUUAUCCGCCCGAAGAUAGUGGUGCACCAGUUCUCAUAGACACUCACACCUCCGUUGAUACCCACGUAUCCAUAGACGCCCACACACCCACACCGCCUCUGGAGGGCCAUUCUACCCCCCUAAAUAUGGUACUUGAGGCUCCCAGGACCGGAGAAGUCUUGCCUGAAGGCGGCGGCGAAGGUUACGCGACUGUUGGUGGGGCGAACACGGUGGAAGAUACUGUAGUGAUCAGGAAAUACAGUUAUACCUUUGUUAACGCCCCAGCCGUGACACACGUUAUGGAGGCUCCUGAUGUGGUGCUAUCAGGGUCCACAGCCCCGACCUUAGAGCCCACGAGUGUCACCAACAUCCCCGGGGGAGCCACCAUCCACGCCACGCUCAUAAUGGAUCCUCCAGAUGGCGAGGCAGUGCGACGUCCCCAGCAGGUGGCUCCCCCUGACGGAGCCUCGUUCUUGGCUCUGGCGCUGGGAGAGGAGAAAGCCUUCACCCUCGCCCCUUACGGCUACUGGAACAUCCACCUCACCCUCAACUACCACACCGACAUCAGGAUAUCUCUCACCAUCCCCAGGGGCACGUCGCUUGGCCUGUACGCCCGCCGCAGUGCCUUGCCUACCCACACACAACACGACAUCAUGAAGAUUCUGAGAGGGACCCAUCAACGCGACACGAGGACUUCCCCGAGCAUGGUGGAGGUGUCGGUGGAGGAGGUGCUGGAGGCCGGAGAGUGGUUCCUGUCCAUCUACAACGACGAUGGAGACCCUCACCAGGUGGCGCUGGUCAUCAGCCGCGGUCCUGGAGGAGGGGAGUGUCCACAGCGGUGCCACGAGCGAGGCCACUGUAUCCUGGGGCGGUGCCAGUGUGAGCCAGGCUACAGCGGCGUCGACUGUUCACAUGUGUUGUGUCCCAUCCUGUGCUCAGGCCAUGGUAACUACAUGAACGGGCAAUGCAGGUGUGACUCUGGGUUCAAGGGAAAGGAGUGUCAACUACGGCACCAUGAAUGUGAGGUGCCAGACUGUAACGGCCAGGGUCAGUGUACCAAUGGUCAGUGCCGCUGUGCUAAGGGCUACACUGGCGAGUUCUGCCAAACAGUGGACUGCCCCCACCCAACAUGCUCAGGUCAUGGUUGGUGUGUGGGGGGCUUAUGCGUCUGCCAGAAGGGGUGGCGGGGUGUAGACUGCUCCGAAACCGACCUAGAUGCCCUCCAGUGUCUCCCAGACUGCAGUCCUCACGGCGCCUUUGAUAUUGAGACUCAUUCCUGUGUCUGUCAUGCACCCUGGACAGGCUCUGACUGCUCCAAAAAGAUGUGUUCCCUAGACUGUGGGCUGCACGGUGUGUGUGAAAAUGAUAACUGCACCUGUGACGAGGGCUGGAAGGGAGAUAACUGCUCUGAGAAGCUCUGUGAUUCCAGAUGCAGCGAACAUGGGCAAUGCAAGAAUGGCACUUGCGUGUGUAUGACUGGCUGGAAUGGUCGCCACUGUACGCUCUCUGGCUGCCCUGGCAAUUGUCGUAACCGUGGAACUUGUGAAGCCUUAUCUGAUGGAACUUGGUACUGUCGCUGUGAGACCGGGUGGGAUGGACCAGAUUGCUCUGCCAUGCUUGAGACCCAGUGCAAUGAUGAAAUGGACAAUGAUAGAGAUGGCCUAACGGACUGUGAGGACCCUGAGUGCUGCAUCCACCAGGUGUGCAAGGAAUCCCAACUUUGUGUAUCCCAAAUCUCAUCCCCCAUUGACAUCCUCUUAAGGAAGCAACCCCCAGCAGCAACAGCUUCUUUCUUUGAGAAGAUGAGAUUCCUCAUUGAGGAUGAUUCACUGCAGCACUUUACUAAUAGCGAAGCAUUUAAUAUGAGUGUUUUUUGGAACCACUUCCACCCGAGGAGGGCGGCUGUGGUCCGUGGGCGUGUAGUGACUCGUGCAGGCAGGGGCGUUGUGAGCCUGAGGGUGGCAACCGGUGAGAGCCUGGAAGGAUUCACUCUAACAAGACGAGAUGGAUGGUUUGAUAUUAUGGUCAACGGAGGAGGUACUGUUACAAUCUCUUUCGGCAAGCCUCCUUUCAGCCCCAAAACGAUUCGUGUGAUGGUGCCAUGGAAUGAAGUAGUGGUGUUGGACGACAUUGUGAUGACGGUUACGGGUUUGGCCGGUAAUGAGCAUACAUAUGAAUACCAUGACCACACACAGCGACACUUAACUUCCCACUGCCCACUCCAUGAUUAUGAUCUCCUGAGGCCAGUUGUGAUGGCCACUUGGCAGAAUGUUUUCCAAGGAGAGUGUCCAGAUGUUGAUGCCAUCUUGGUGGAGUCACAAGCAGUACAGGAGUCUGUGCAGAUCCCAGGGACAGAGAUAUAUCUGGUUUAUCAUUCAUCCAGGGCUAAUGGAUACGAGUCAACCAUUAGGAUGCAGCUGACACCAGACCACAUCCCACCCACCUUGAGGAGGAUCCACUUGAGGAUAGUUCUCGAGGGCACCCUUUUCACUCGGGUCUUUGAGGCAGACCCCAAUAUAAAAUUCACCUAUGCCUGGGACCGUCUAAAUGUGUACAGGCAGCGGGUGCAUGGUGUAACUGUGGCGCAGGUAUCAGUGGGUUAUGAACAUGCUUCUUGCCCAAAGAUCAUUUGGGAGCAUCAGACAACUAAGGUGGCAGGCAAUGAUCUCCACAUUUCUAGGGUUGGUGGCUUCAAUCUUCAUGUCCAUCAUGCUUACAACUACCAUCAGGGCAUCCUGCAGAAGGGUGAUGGCCAAAAUAUCUAUCUUGCUGGCCAGCGGCGUCUUGUAACAACCUUAUUAGGCACAGGAGAACAGAGAGAGGUCAACUGUGGUGAAGGAUGUGAGGGGAGAGCCAACCUCUCCCCCCUUCUUGCCCCCACAUGCCUAGCUGCUGCCCCAGAUGGUUCUCUGUAUGUUGGGGACUUCAACCUUAUUCGCAGAAUCAAGCCUGAUGGUACUGUCAUCACUGUUGCCAAACUCAAUGAGACUCGUGUAUCAUACCGGUACCACGUUGCUGUGUCACCGUUGGAUGGGUCAGUUUAUGUGAGUGACCCUGAAGCUCACCAGGUGCUGAAGCUGAAGACAACUGAGAAUGUGCAAGACCCACACCACAACACCAUUCCCGUGGUAGGCUCUGGUCAGCGCUGCCUCCCAGGGGAUAGGAACAAGUGUGGUGAUAGAGGUUAUGCUAUCCAUGCCAGGCUAACUUAUCCUAAAGGACUUGCCAUCUCAUCAACUGGGGAAGUCUACAUUGCUGAUGGGACUAACAUCCGUGUGGUGGACACUGGUGGCACCAUCUUCACAAUUAUUGGUGGUCACGAUCACCGCUCCCAUUGGGCACCUGUCCCGUGCAAUGGCACCAUCAACAUGGAUCAGCUUCACCUCCGCUGGCCCACUGAACUGGCAAUUUCCCCACUGGAUGGUUCACUUCACAUCCUUGAUGAUCACCUGAUUCUUAGAGUCACCCCAGACAAUCGGGUCCAGGUGUUGAGUGGACGAUCACUGAAUUGCCCAACCCCACUUCACGAUCCUCCCGAUGUUUCCCGGACUGCACUCCUCCUCAAUCCACAAUCCAUUGCCUUCUCACCCCAAGGGGAGCUGUAUGUUGCUGAAAGCGACACCCAACGUAUUAACCGAGUACGCAUCAUUACUAGUGAUGGCCGUAUCUCGAUCUUUGCUGGUGCAGAUUCUCGUUGUAACUGUAGAGACCCAACUUGUUACUGCCAUACCUUUGACAAUGUCUCUGCCUCCUCUGCCAUCUUCUCUUCCAUAUCAUCCAUUGCUGUUACACCAGACAGUGUUCUUCACAUCAGUGAUCAAGCUGGAUACCGCAUUAGAUCUGUGCGAACUGUCCUCCCAGAGCUUAAUGUUCUUAAGCAGUACGAGAUAUACUCCCCAGAUGCCCACGAGGUAUAUGUCUUCAACAGGUAUGGUCAGCACGUUGAAACUCGAAACCUCGUCACAGGCCGGACUAUUUACAAAUUUUCAUAUAGCAUUCAUUCUAGUGCCGGAAAGUUAUUGACAGUGACUGACGGUGCAAGUAACAGAUUCCAACUCAUCCGCAACUACUUUGGAGAUGUCACAGCAAUUGAAAACCCACAGAAUGAUCGAGUAAAGAUUAAUUUAUCAAUGUAUAAGAUGCUGCAACAACUGGUGGCUCCAGACGGCUAUAAUAUUACUUUCCGCUACCACGGUGCCACAGGUCUGAUGCGCUCUAAGAUUGAGGCCGUUGGUCGAUCCUACAGUUAUGACUAUGACGAACAAGGCCGUCUAACACAAGCAGUCUUGCCAACUGGUCAGAUCAUUCAAUUAACCUUCGACCUAAGUACAAGAGGGGCCGAGGUCAUUGUUACACGGGAUGGGAAGAGUCCAGUGAAGACAAGAGUGCGAGGAAAUACCUUAACUCACAACUCAGGGCCUGUGGAAGCAGUGGCAGACAUAGGUGGAGAGGGACAGCUGCGGCUGGUGACAGCUUGGGGUCAUGAGGUAUCUCUGGAGAGAACCUCCUACCGAGUGUUGGAGUCUACUAACCAGAUCAGUGCAGAGAUGUUCCCCAUUUUGUCUCGCCAGCAGACACACAUCAGUGGAGAACUUGUCAAUCGGUAUGAGUGGAUCUACUCCCCUGCCACCCAACAUGUUGCUGGGCAUGGCAUGAAGGUUGCUGGGACACUUAGGGUGAAUGGCGCCGACCUCCUGACCCUGAGCUAUGACCCAGCCUCGUCAUCAGAGACGCUGCUCUCAGUCUCGGGCCAAAUGCUUAUCAACAUAACAUAUGACUCUGUCGGGCGGCCUGUCAACUGGGUACCAGUGUCACCUUUGGUUCCUAGCAAUGUUAGUUAUGAUCAUUGGGGACAUAUCACUGGAUGGACCCGAGGAAACUUGUCCGAGGAGUACGAAUACGAUGUCACCUCUCUGCGGCUUCAGUCUGUAACUUAUGCCGACGGUGCCACAAUCACUUAUGACUACAGAGAAAAAUCACCAAAGCCUGAGAAGGUAACACAUCCUAGUGGUCGUGCAUAUGGGUUGGUAUAUGAUGGUGCAGGAUCCCUGCGUCAAGUGGUCACUCCCCGCGGUUCAGCUUACACCCUCCACCUCUCCACUUCUCUCGGUUUUUACAGACUUCGGCUAGCACUACCAGUAGACAGCAUUGCACUGCAGAUCCGACUGGAUGAACGUGGACGUAUGUUGGCCAUGACGCAACCUGGACGAGGGGGUACACUCCUUUACGAAUAUAAUGAUGCAGGCCAGCUCCAUGCUGAGCAUUAUGGCCAUAGUAAGACUGAAUAUGUAUACUAUGACAAUGGUCUCAUCCGCAAUGCUAAAACAAAACACAAACAUGUCGAUAUCAAGACCGAUUAUCGCUAUCAUGCAGGACUAAUGAAAGAGAUGCGCUUGCGUUAUGGAGGCAAGAGUGACUUGCAUCAUGUCAAGUUGCGCUUCCAAUACGAUGGCUCGGCACGGCUACGCAAACUUGAUGGAGAAAUUAACAAUGAUUCUCCUCUUAAAGAAGUAUACAUUCGUUUUGACAAUCAGACAGGUGUUCUUCAGACGAUCAGUGAUCUUCGAAUUAUAAGGAACAAUAUCUUGGAGACAAUGCUCCAGAAUCCUAAGAAGCAUUAUGUCAAUACUCGUAAACAGGAUGAUUAUGGCCGUCUCUCUCAGGUAGUCAUGACACUCAAGGGCAGAACGGUAUUCAUGAUGCAGCUCACAUAUGACAACCGCAGUAGGAUAUCAGAACGGCUAAUUGAGCUCGCUGGUCGCCGAGAACGUCUCACCAUUACCUACAUGGCUGAUGGACAGAUCCAGGAAACAGGAGGAACUCACACUUGGCUCUACAGUUAUGAUGAGAAUGGCAACAUCAUCAGCAACACUGAUACGGGUGACACAAAGACCCUUAUUUAUGACGAAUGUGACAGAGUCACCUCCGUUACUGGUACUCAGGUUCAAUAUGAUGAUAGGGGCUUUGUCAUUAAAUUUUUUAACGAAAACUAUGAUUAUAAUAUCAAAGGCCAACUUGUUACAGCCUGGGAUACAGAAAGAAGUUGGUCAUUCACUCUAGGUUAUGAUCAUCUUGGCCGUGUCUCUAUCUAUCGUGACCACAAUAACAGUGUCACUCAGUUUAUCUAUGGACGACCUGACCUUCCUCAGCUAAUCACACAUGUGCACAACCCUCACACAGGAGACACUAUUGGUCUCCUCUAUGAUGACAGGAAUCAUUUAAUUGUAAUUGAUGAACAAGAUGGUCGCUACUUUGUGGCAACAGAUCAAACUGGCACACCCUUAGCCAUAUUUGAUGACGAGGGUUUACUCGUCUCCAGUCUAGUUUGGACACCAUUUGGUUACCAGUUGAGUGAAGUUGGCACCAAAUCUAUUUGGGUGGGUGUUGGGCCUUGGGGCAAGUUUAGGGAACCGCUAUCAGGCCUGGUAAUCUUCAAAGGCUAUGCUUAUCAUCCAAAGCUCCUCCAGUGGAUGUCUCCUCGCUGGGGACAUCUCACACAACCUACACGACACGUGACAGAUGUGUUUGUCUACAGAUUCAUGAACAAUAAUCCCUUCAAUCAUCCAACAGAUCAUCUCAGACACUACUACACAGAUGUGUCUGACUGGCUGGAGUUAUAUGGCAUCGAAUUGAGCCGUGUGCUGGGCUCUGAGUACCACGAGAACACCUUGGUGGCGCCUCGCCCUGUCGUAGCUGUAGACGAGAUGGGUGCCUCAGAAGUUGUGAGUGGCUUGUGGUGCCAGUACAGAUCUGGCAUCAGACACCUCCAUGAUCUCAGCUUCUUCUCCCAAUCACACAUACAGCACCGGAUGGGCAUGUGGAAUGGUGUACCCAUCUCUCGUCAGGCAUCGAUCUUUGGUCCUGGAGUUCUCGUGUCGGAUAUUGAUGGUCGCGUCCUUGUGACAGGAGUUGGAGAAGAUGACUUUUCCGGUGUUAUUGGUGAUGUCAUUCGAACAGUACUCAACAAUUCAAUAAUAUUAGAUGUAAGCGCUACACGCAGUGGCCUCGAUACAUUCUAUUUUAUCAAGAACAGUCGUCCCCGUGCUAUUGAGGAUACCAACCACCUGCGGCGACUUUCUGGCAUCUUUAAUGUGACCAACAGUGAGACGGACCACGGCCAUGAGAUACGCAUGUCCACACCCACAGCCCACUUAGUCAUCAUGUAUGGGGAGCGUGUACAGAGAGCACGCAGCCGUGUUCUAGGAGAGCUGGAGGAGCAGGCGGAGGAGUUGGCAUGGGCAAGAGAAGCAGAACUUGUGAAUGCAGGGCGGCCUGGUACCCACGUUUGGUCACCUGUAGAGAGAACAGAGCUGUUAAGGGAGGGCCGUGUACCUGGGUAUGUGGUCACGUAUUUCCACUCUACCUCUGACUAUCCAAUCCUGGCAGCAGAUGCUUCAAAUAUUGUUUUCAAACACGAGAGUUCUCGUAAGCGUCGCAAGAGCCGCAGAAAGGGCCGCAAGAAGAGUUGGCGGCAGCGUAAGAAAGGUGCCGCUUGAAGCAACAAGACGUGCUAACCAAGGUUUUGGCAGUAAUGCUGUACCGCUGAACUUCCAGGCAUACGCUACUGAAUCUGCCUUUAUCGACAGAUUGUGAUAUAAUUGUACAUAUUUAUGUAAACUUAACAGAGUUUCGAUAUAUACGCAUACUGAGUGCGUUUUUGUUCUUUCUAUAUGAGGUGAAUUAAGAAUGUAACUUUCAUGAUUAUCAUCAUAUUAUAUUCAGUGUUCUUAAGAAACCCAACUGAACCCAUAUAUCAAUUAUGAAAACUUUUUGGUGUUUCUUUCAUGUGGUUUUUACUUACGGCUGUAUCCUGCGGUAAUCCUACGCUGUACAAUAUGUCAUGUAUUAUGUAAAGUAAAAUAAUGAGUUUUUAAUAAAUAUUUCGAUGUACAUUUA